Molecule: messenger RNA, 957 nt
Organism: Rhipicephalus sanguineus (brown dog tick)
Lineage: Eukaryota; Metazoa; Arthropoda; Arachnida; Ixodida; Ixodidae
Exons: 3
Coding region: 1-957 (318 amino acids)
Source: RefSeq, a predicted model, not a curated record
AUGGACCGGCAGGGAAGCUUCAGUAGCCGCCGGGACGUCUCAGAGAGACCACCUCCUCGCGGCGAGCCCCCACACCCUCCAUCGUCGUCGCGGCCCCAGCGCGCCCAGACAUCGCAGCAGACGCCGUUGCGGAGGACCCCCCCCCAGCCGAGAGAGCCGGCCGCGUCGCCUCAGAGCCGCUACCGGGAUGUGGCCACCUGGACGAGCCAGGAUGGAGUGGACCCCCCGGUGGCGUACGUCUCAUCGAGGCCCUGGCGCCGGCAGGAGAGGGCCCGCGUUGGGACGCCUCCGGCCCGCCUGUACCGCCUUUUCCAGGGCAGGACGGUGGCGGACGCGGACCGGAGGGCGAACGGGGCCUGCCUCCCGGUGCCCGCAGGAACGCGGCUAUGUCCGUGCGGCGCCGUAAUGGUGCACGAGUCUCAUGCGCAGAGUAAGCUGCACCGGCGCCGCACGGGACACACCCUGCCACCGAGCCGCGACGCCUCUGAGGAACGCCCCAGCGAGGCGGCCAGGGCCAUGCUGGCGCGGGCGGCCCGGGAGGCGGACUUCGCUCAGUGGCUACUAACUAUAGCCAUUGGCCAUGCGGCCACAGCGGGUCCACCUGAGGGGCUGCCGGCGGAGGCCGGGACGGCGGCGACGGAGGCCGGGGCGGCGGCGGCGACGGAGGCCGGGACGGCAGCGGCGACGGAGGCCAGGACGGCGGCGGCAGCGGCAACGGCGGAUGACACGACCGUGGCCGCGCUGGGGGCUGCGGCGACACCACUGGGGGCACCGGCGGCACCCACGGCAGAGCCGCCAGGGCAGGAGGGAAUGGACGUAGACCACGCCCUCCUUGCCUUCCUCCCACUCCACGUUGAACGCUCCCGCGGCGUGUUCUUUCCCGAAGUCUGCGCGAGUGAUGCCCGCAACGGCAUUUGCUCAUCGGGAGCAACUAGCCGCGGCAGCGUCGGCCUCUGA